CUUCUUGCCUCCUCACUUGCCUAACAAAAGAAAAAAAGCAAAGCAAUCAAUCUCAUCGAAACGCUCUCUAAAGUUUUCUCUACGAUCUUUGUUUCCUUUGUGAAAAACAGAAUCGUUGACGAUGGCGGAAGUUCAGAUGGCUGACGCAGAGACCUUUGCCUUCCAAGCUGAGAUCAACCAGCUUCUAAGCUUGAUCAUCAACACUUUCUACAGCAACAAAGAGAUCUUCCUCCGUGAGCUCAUCAGUAACUCUUCUGAUGCUCUUGACAAGAUUCGAUUUGAGAGUUUGACCGAUAAGAGCAAGCUCGAUGGACAGCCUGAGCUCUUCAUUAGGUUGGUCCCAGACAAGGCCAACAAGACGCUCUCUAUUAUCGACAGUGGCAUUGGCAUGACCAAAGCAGAUCUGGUGAACAACUUGGGAACCAUUGCGAGAUCUGGAACCAAGGAGUUUAUGGAGGCGCUCCAAGCUGGUGCUGACGUCAGCAUGAUUGGUCAGUUUGGUGUUGGUUUCUACUCCGCUUACCUUGUUGCCGAGAAGGUUAUUGUCACCACCAAGCACAAUGAUGAUGAGCAGUACGUUUGGGAGUCUCAAGCUGGUGGUUCCUUCACUGUUACGAGGGAUGUGGAUGGGGAACCUCUUGGUAGAGGAACCAAGAUCACUCUCUUCCUCAAGGAGGAUCAGCUUGAAUAUUUGGAGGAGAGGAGACUCAAGGACCUGGUGAAGAAGCACUCCGAGUUCAUCAGUUACCCUAUCUACCUCUGGACUGAGAAAACCACUGAGAAGGAGAUCAGUGAUGAUGAGGACGAGGACGAAGCAAAGAAAGAAACUGAAGGAGAGGUUGAAGAAGUUGAUGAGGAGAAGGAGAAGGAUGGUAAGAAGAAGAAGAAAAUCAAGGAGGUCUCUCACGAGUGGGAACUCAUCAACAAACAGAAACCAAUCUGGUUGAGGAAGCCAGAAGAGAUCACCAAGGAUGAGUAUGCUUCGUUCUACAAGAGCCUGACAAAUGAUUGGGAGGAUCAUCUCGCUGUGAAGCAUUUCUCUGUGGAGGGUCAGCUUGAAUUCAAGGCGAUUCUCUUUGUUCCGAAGAGGGCUCCGUUCGAUCUCUUCGACACCAGAAAGAAGUUGAACAACAUCAAGUUGUAUGUCAGGAGAGUUUUCAUUAUGGACAACUGCGAAGAGUUGAUCCCUGAGUACCUCAGCUUCGUCAAAGGUGUUGUUGACUCUGAUGACUUGCCGCUCAACAUCUCCCGUGAGACUCUCCAGCAGAACAAGAUCCUUAAGGUGAUCAGGAAGAACCUGGUGAAGAAGUGCAUUGAGAUGUUCAACGAGAUUGCCGAGAACAAAGAAGACUACAACAAGUUCUACGAGGCUUUCUCCAAGAAUUUGAAAUUGGGUAUCCAUGAGGACAGUCAGAACAGGUCAAAGAUUGCUGAUCUUCUUCGUUACCACUCCACCAAGAGCGGUGAUGAGAUGACGAGCUUGAAAGACUACGUCACUAGGAUGAAGGAAGGUCAAAAGGACAUCUUCUACAUCACUGGCGAAAGCAAGAAGGCGGUGGAGAACUCUCCCUUCUUGGAGAAGCUGAAGAAGAGAGGAUACGAAGUGCUUUACAUGGUGGAUGCGAUCGAUGAAUACGCUGUUGGACAGUUGAAGGAGUACGAUGGGAAGAAACUCGUCUCUGCGACCAAAGAAGGGUUAAAGCUUGAAGAUGAGACGGAAGAAGAAAAGAAAAAGAAGGAAGAGAAGAAGAAGUCGUUCGAGAACCUCUGCAAGACGAUUAAGGACAUUCUCGGCGACAAGAUUGAGAAGGUUGUGGUCUCAGACAGAAUCGUUGACUCUCCGUGUUGUUUGGUUACCGGUGAAUACGGAUGGACUGCGAAUAUGGAGAGGAUCAUGAAGGCUCAGGCUCUGAGAGACAGCAGCAUGAGUGGGUACAUGUCUAGCAAGAAAACUAUGGAGAUCAACCCUGACAACGGUAUCAUGGAGGAGCUGAGAAAGAGAGCUGAGGUGGACAAGAACGACAAGUCCGUCAAAGAUCUGGUGAUGCUGCUGUUCGAGACAGCUCUGUUGACAUCUGGAUUCAGUCUUGAUGAGCCGAACACGUUUGCAGCUAGGAUUCACAGGAUGUUGAAGCUGGGUCUGAGUAUUGAUGAGGACGAGAAUGUUGAGGAAGAUGGUGAUAUGCCUGCGCUGGAGGAGGAUGCUGCUGAAGAGAGCAAAAUGGAAGAAGUCGAUUAAGAGAAGAAGCUUCGCCGUAUGUUUGGUUGUUUUGAGAGUUGAGAGUUCUAGUAGUGUCUUGGUGUCUUUCAUGGUCGUCUGAACUUUUGAUGGGCUGGUUUGUCAAGUGUCUUUUCUUUUUUUUUUUUCGUUCGUGUCUGGUGCGUCUGUUUGUAUUUGUCCUUUCCAAGUGAAUAGUCGGCUAAAAGCUAAGUGAGUUGGUUUGUCAA
Molecule: messenger RNA, 2448 nt
Organism: Raphanus sativus (radish)
Lineage: Eukaryota; Viridiplantae; Streptophyta; Magnoliopsida; Brassicales; Brassicaceae
Product: heat shock protein 90-1
Exons: 3
Coding region: 122-2239 (705 amino acids)
Biological process (GO): protein stabilization; cellular response to heat; protein folding
Cellular component (GO): plasma membrane; protein-containing complex; cytosol
Molecular function (GO): ATP binding; ATP hydrolysis activity; ATP-dependent protein folding chaperone
Source: RefSeq, a predicted model, not a curated record